Neohortaea acidophila is the source of this 1194-nucleotide messenger RNA. RefSeq lists its product as uncharacterized. The record is from RefSeq and is a predicted model, not a curated record. The transcript has 2 exons. Gene Ontology annotation, molecular function: nucleotide binding. NCBI's taxonomy places the organism in Eukaryota, Fungi, Ascomycota, Dothideomycetes, Mycosphaerellales, Teratosphaeriaceae. Bases 1 to 1194 code for a protein of 397 amino acids.
AUGGCCUUCCUUGUCAACGCGUACAACUGGUGGCAAGGCGUGAACCAAGUCAAAGCGGAGCUAAAGAAAGAUGAAAAGACCUUCCGCUUCGGCAUCUUAGGCGCAGCCCGAAUCAACUACAUGGCCUUUAUCGACCCCGUUCAAACACAUCCCGGUGCAACCAUCGUCGCUAUAGCAGCCCGCGAAAAGAAACGAGCGCAGGGCCAAAUCGAUUCGUACAGCCUGGGGACAGAGUGUAAAGCCUACGGCUCGUAUGCAGAACUCCUCGCCAAUCCGGAUGUCGACGCCGUGUACAUCCCGCUGCCCAACGGCCUGCAUUGCGAAUGGACCGUGAAAGCACUGGAAGCUGGGAAGCAUGUUUUGUUGGAGAAGCCGUUUACUUCUAACGCAGAGCAAGCGCGGCAAGUUCGCGAUGCGGCUGAGCGGACGGGGAAAGUGGCGCUGGAGGCUUAUCAUUGGCGAUUCCAUCCCGCUACACAUACAGUCAAGUCGAUCAUCGAGAGUGGCAAGUACGGGUAUCCCACCGCUGUCUCCGUCAGUAUGAUCCUGCCCGCCGGCAUCGUGGGGAAAGGCGAUAUCCGCCUGAAAUACGACGUUGGCGGCGGCUCGGCCAUGGAUCUCUCAUACCAGUUCUCAGCCUGCACGCACUUGGGCUGUCGACCAUCAGACUUGCCCAAAAGCACGAUUCGAGUCCUCGAAGCCGUGCCGAGGAUCAAUGCGCAAGACAGCAAAAUCGACGAAGCAUUGACCACCAACUUCGUCAUCGAGCAGGAGGGCAAACCAGCCGUGAAAUGCCGCACACAAGGCAGCCUAGUCCCGCUUCCAUUCCUCGGCUUCAUCCCUCGUUUUUGGAAUUUCCAAACGAGCGUCGAGGUUGAGUUGGAGAAGGCCAAGGUUGAAUAUCAAGGGUUCGUAUUGCCUACUUUUGGCCAUAAGAUCAUUGUGACGGAAAAGGAGAGUGGGAAGAAGACGACGGAAAAGGUGUACGUUGAUGGACCUGUGUGGGGGAAAAGGGGCCAGCCUUGGUGGACGACGUAUCGGUAUCAGCUUGAGGCUUUUGUCGAGGCGGUCAGGGCGAAGGAGAGUGGGGAGAAGUAUAAGGGCCCUUGGGUAGGACUGGACGAGUCGGAGAAGGUGAUGAGUACGAUUGAUUUGGUUUAUGAGAAGGCUGGACUGCCGAGAAGAGGUCUUUGA